This is a messenger RNA of Mycotypha africana, 556 nucleotides long. RefSeq lists its product as uncharacterized. Gene Ontology annotation, molecular function: zinc ion binding; nucleic acid binding. NCBI's taxonomy places the organism in Eukaryota, Fungi, Mucoromycota, Mucoromycetes, Mucorales, Mycotyphaceae. The transcript is spliced from 2 exons. The annotation marks the transcript as partial. The record is from RefSeq and is a predicted model, not a curated record.
UAAUUGCUUAUGAGUAACCUCCUUAAAGUUGGUAGCAGCGGUAAAAAGAGAAAACAGAGUGAUCAAGUGAAAAAGAAGAAGAAAGCAGUUAAACGGAAAAAGACCACCCCACAAGCUGUAAAGUGCCUCAGCUGUGGACAAGAUGGCCAUACCACUGCUAGUUCGCAAGAACUUUGCAGACCUUGUGGAAGAAAAGGUCACGCUUCUGAUUGGCGGCCGAUCCGGUCAAAUUUGUCAAGCCCUUGUGGUUUAUCCAAGACUACUACGAAGAAGAACAUUCUAAACAUCUUCCCUACGUUGCUCGUAGGUUACCAUUACCUCAUCGCUUCUUCCCUUUUCCAACUCCCUUGUCGUAAGAAGAAAUCAAAAGAAGACGCCAUCAUUGAUCAUCAUGGCUUGACGUUGGAAAACUUCUCCUAUGAAGAGACCACGGCAAACUACAGACCCACAUUUGUUGAUCCUGGCCGAAAGACAGUAUUUACAGCAGCAAUCGGGUUAGAAACAAACAGACAUGAGAUACGGCGCUGCUCGACAAAAGAAUAUUAUCACAUGACGG